This is a messenger RNA of Klebsormidium nitens, 2454 nucleotides long. NCBI's taxonomy places the organism in Eukaryota, Viridiplantae, Streptophyta, Klebsormidiophyceae, Klebsormidiales, Klebsormidiaceae. The record is from the annotation of a GenBank genome assembly.
GUUAUCAGUACUGCCAGCGCUUUUGGAAGGGGACAUUGUGCGUGCAUUCUUUCGAGUUUCAUCAAUUGUCAGCCAUUUCAAUUGUUUUCUGGCACUGGUGCAGCAGUGGAAAGGAGGCUGCGCCCCAUGGCUUAGACUCGUGAAGGGCCGCCUUCUCGUCUCGUCUAUGUGUCCCCUAUGUGUCCUGUUUAAAAGACAUGUGAAUGACCUGGGUUUGUUAGAUGAAUUGUUGGUAGAGAGCCUCCACAAUUUUGGCUUGCCAGGGGGUUGGGGUUGAACACACACAGAAUGAUGAAGAGCAUGGCACAAUCAGGGUGCACCAUUGCCGGCUCAAGUUUUGAGUGCUUGGAGGUUCCAUCAAAGAUGCACACCUAUCAGAGAGGGCUAACACGAUACAACGAGGGUCUUUUUGCAUCUUCAGAAAUCCGGAAGACUCUCUCUCGAGCACGAAGAAAGGUUUCGACGCGAAACCUUGCUCCAAACCCUACUCAGAGCUCAAAUCAGGCCUUAGUGCUCAGAGAGCUGAGCGGCCGCUUGGCGAGUCUGCUUCUGAAACAGUCAUUUGAUCCUGCGCUGGCACUUGCAAUGCAACCGAGAUGCCAGGUUUCAGGACCUUCCCCAGUUCGCGAUGGUGGCGUCGAAAGCAGGACGCAGAAGGUGUGCCAUCUUAGCAAAGUGCAAGGGUUGCAACCAGAGCUAGGCGAGUCUGCGAGGACGGCGUCUAUGGCCCACAACCACCGUUUCUUUACAACCAGCCUGGUUGAUUCCGAGGGUGCUGGGUUGAAGGCGGCUUGCACUGCAAUGGAGGAGAAGGUUGCUGAAAGCACGCCGGUCCUCGCCACAACACCCCUGCACAUGGCUGGCCCCGCCCAGGUGGCCUCUAGAGACCCCGGUGCUGCGCACACACUUCCCUCAUCAGCCCGCUUCUUUGAAUGCUUUGCCCCUCGGCGAUGCAAAGUUGCGGCGCUGGGGAAAAGCGUAAGGCGGCAGGCGCGCGUUGGGCCGGGAGAGAGCUUCUCGGGGAAGCUUUCUCUAGCACCGCAAUCGAAGGGCUUAAAAAGGCACCGGUCUACUCCUUGGGGGACAAUAGCAGCCGGCUCAAGUAUAGCCACGUCCAUUCAUCAGCACAUGCCAAACCGAGGUGGCUUUCGGUCACCAACUGCCUUGGGUUCCUUCAGCACAGCCGAUGGGGGUGAGUUUGUAGCCGACAGCGAUGAGAGUAGCAACAACAGCUACUGGGGAAGAGGGACCGGAAGAGGGAUGCAAGGGGAGACGCAGGGGCAGUCGGACCCCGUAGAAACGACUCGCGGGGGAGAGGGGGAGAAGCCAGCGGCUACGGGAGACACGUCCCAAAGAAAAGGUAGUUGGUACCUCUGCAUAUUCGGAAUGGAAAAUGAGGAGGAGAAGGUAUGGAAGGUGCCAUGGACGGGGGCCACCAUCGUCCAGGUCAUGUUCCUGUGGUUCGCCGCCUUCUGGCUGGUGGGCUCGUGGGGGGUCCCCGCCGCCGCGCACGCCCUCGGCUUCAACCGCUCCUCGUUCACGUACCGUGGGCAGGCCGUCUACAGCCUCGUCACCGACUUAGCGGAAAUGCUCGUGGGGCUGGGCAUCCUCAUGCGCUGCCUGGCGCGCUUCCGUCCCCAUGUCGCUGCGGGUUGGUUUUGGUUCUUCCCCUUCAAGUGGAGCGCCGGGUUCUGGAUUCUCGACACGGCGGCCGGGUGCUUACUGUUUCCGAUCGUCAACAUGCUGAGUCAGAUCAACACGGAGCUGCUGCCCCUCCCGGGGAGCUUCCCGGGGGGAUCCCCCAUCGAGCAGAGCCUGAGCGCCAAGGACCCAAUCGCAAACCUGCUGUACGUCGUGGUCGUGAGCGUGUGCGCGCCCAUCUGGGAGGAGAUCAUCUUCCGAGGGUUUCUGCUCGCGAGCUUGACCCGGUACAUGCCGAUGUGGGGGUCGGUAUCCGUGAGCGCACUCGUGUUCGCGCUGGCGCACUUCAGUCUGCAGCGGCUGUUGCCGUUGUCGUUCCUGGGCAUAGUUAUGGGCGUCAUCUUUGUCCGGAGUAGGAACCUGCUGGCGUGCAUGGUGCUGCACAGCAUGUGGAACGCUUUCGUCUUCUUGGAACUUCUUCGGUAGGGGUAGAAGCAAAGAGCACUGCUUCGGUAGGGGUAGAGCAAAGAGGCAGAGGAGUGACGAGUAGGAGCUGAUACCUGUUCAGGUAUAGUUGUAGUGAGCAGAUCAUGCGGCUUGGUUCCCUUGAACUUCAGAUAUGUUGCAACGACGUGUUAAGUCUCCUUGUGAAGCCACAUUUGGAGCGGAGAAUCAAUGGUGCGGUUUCCACCUAAAAACUGUGAAGCUGACGUUGACGAUAAGGCAAACAAAGUAAGGCGCUUCUGAAAGGCGGCUACUUCGGACACCCAAGAAACGUUUGUGACAGGCCCGCACGAAUGCCAUACACAGCCU